Molecule: messenger RNA, 867 nt
Organism: Drosophila mojavensis
Lineage: Eukaryota; Metazoa; Arthropoda; Insecta; Diptera; Drosophilidae
Exons: 4
Coding region: 224-694 (156 amino acids)
Source: RefSeq, a predicted model, not a curated record
GAAAGAGUCUUCCUACCCGUCCGCUCAUCCGCAUGUAUUUAAAUCAUUUCGCCGCUAUUGAAAAAUAUAUACUGCUACCUCUUCUGAUUAGAUUCAUCAAAAUAUUUCCAGGUCUACUGGAGGCAUGUGUACUAAAUUUUGAACGUAAUUGAUUAUUCCUCAGUCGGUAGAGUCCGUCUGCAACAUUCUUAUUGCGAUUAUUAAUUAUACCAUCAGCUGAACGAUGUUUCUUCUAAGAAAAUUUUGUUGUUUGCUUAAGUUGCGGACGGGCUGUUAUCUAAUUGCUGUCGUCGAUUUGAUCAUUAAUUUGAAUAUUAUAAUAUUCAGCAGAGGAAAAAUAUUCACACAAGUUGAGCGCGGUAUGGCCAUUUGUCAUUGCAUUGGAUGUAUCAUGCUGAUCAUCGGAGCUAUUGUUGUAAGUUUGCAUCCGGUUUCACCCGUCGACUUUUAUCAAUUCGUUCAGAUAGCAAUCAACGGUACUGCUGACAUUCUUUCUAAUCACAUGUCUGGUCAAUUCGUGCAUCUGUGUCAUAAUGAUCAUAAUGUUAUCGAUUCAUUUCCAUGUCCGCAACAUAAUUAUAAUUGUUGCGAGCACCAUUACAAUAUUUUGGAACAUUUAUUGCUGGAUCCUUGUUUUCUCAUACUAUCGGAAGAUAAGCACGACAAAUUCAGGGGAUGCGUAAAGAUGCUAUAAGAUCAACAAUCUUUUUUCUAGUUCGACAGUAAUAUGCGUGGAAGUAAAAGAAGGAUUGUGGAUCUUAUGGUGAAGUUUCGUAUACUCGUAUAUUGACGAAAAUUUUAAGCUAAAUAAAUUGCUUGUUACAAUAAGAGGUCAUGUGUAUGAAAAUAAAAUAAACUACUACUAAA